Elgaria multicarinata webbii is the source of this 3514-nucleotide messenger RNA. RefSeq names its product BCAS3 microtubule associated cell migration factor (gene BCAS3). The coding region runs from base 207 to 2936 and encodes 909 amino acids. Lineage: Eukaryota; Metazoa; Chordata; Lepidosauria; Squamata; Anguidae. Gene Ontology annotation, molecular function: protein binding. The record is from RefSeq and is a predicted model, not a curated record. Gene Ontology annotation, biological process: response to starvation; autophagy. The transcript is spliced from 25 exons. Gene Ontology annotation, cellular component: cytoplasm.
GUGCCGUGGCCGGUGAGAGGGUCCCAAACAUUGUCAGUGAGGAGGAAAAGCGAUACGCAUCAACAGCUGCAGGGCAGCUGGAAAAGGCUCCCAGGGACAGCUUACAAAGACCCACAAUACAACAAGUCCCUCUUGGUCCGCAGGAAAGCUUACAGUCUGGAAAACACGGCAUAAAAGGAAAAGGAGUUGCAAUCUACAGACCGGCCAUGGCUGCUGAAUCUCCCCGCCGCCCGAGUCGCUGUACUGGAGGAGUGGUGGUUCGCCCGCAGGCUGUCACGGAACAGUCAUAUAUGGAAAGCGUGGUUACAUUUCUGCAAGACGUUGUACCGCAGGCCUACAGCGGCACAACUCCUACAGAAGAAAAAGAGAAAAUCGUAUGGGUUAGAUUUGAAAAUGCUGACUUGAAUGAUACAUCAAGGAAUGUGGAAUUGCAUGAGAUGCACAGUACCGGCAGUGAGCCGCCUUUGCUGCUAAUGAUUGGCUACAGUGACGGGAUACAGAUAUGGAGUAUACCUAUCAGUGGUGAGGCUCAGGAACUCUACUCCAUCCGGCAUGGCCCUGUCCGAAUCGCCCGAGUCCUACCAUCCCCACAGAUCAGUCCUCAGAAGAGUGAUAACUUUGCAGAGAAGAGACCUCUCCUUGCAGUGUGCAAAAGCAUCGGAUCUUCUGGCACCAGCCCACCUUACUGCUGCGUCGACCUCCAUUCCUUACGGACAGGUGAAAUGGUCAAAUCCGUACAGUUCAAGACCCCGAUUUAUGACCUCCACUGCAACAAAAGGAUCCUCGUGGUCGUCCUGCAGGAGAAAAUUGCUGCCUUUGACAGCUGCACCUUCACCAAAAAGUUCUUCGUCACAAGCUGCUAUCCUUGCCCUGGGCCAAACAUGAAUCCCAUCGCUCUAGGAAGCCGGUGGCUGGCUUACGCUGAGAACAAGCUCAUCCGGUGCCAUCAAUCCCGCGGCGGGGCCUGCGGAGACAACAUUCAGUCCUACACCGCCACGGUCAUCAGCGCAGCCAAAACGAUAAAAACUGGGCUCACCAUGGUGGGGAAAGUCGUGACGCAGUUGACGGGCACUCUGCCAUCGGGAGCAACAGAAGAGGAGAUCUUGGCUCACAGCAAUAUCCGGCGGAGUCCCCUGGUACCUGGAAUUGUCACGGUUAUUGAUACCGAGACGGUUGGAGAAGGACAGGUGCUCGUGUCUGAGGACUCGGACAGCGACGGCAUCGUAGCUCACUUCCCCGCCCACGAGAAGCCCAUCUGUUGUAUGUCUUUCAACCCGAGUGGUAUGCUCCUGGUCACGGCAGACACGCCGGGCCACGACUUCCACGUCUUCCAAAUCCUGACCCACCCCUGGUCGUCUUCGCAAAGCGCCGUCCAUCACUUGUACACGUUACACCGCGGGGAGACGGAAGCCAAAGUGCAAGACAUCUCCUUCAGCCACGACUGCCGCUGGGUGGUGGUCAGCACCCUCCGAGGCACCUCCCACGUCUUCCCCAUCAACCCGUACGGAGGGCAGCCCUGCGUCCGCACACACAUGUCACCGCGGGUCGUCAACCGCAUGAGCCGCUUCCAGAAGAGCGCCGGGCUGGAGGAGAUCGAACAGGAGCUGACCACCAAGCAAGGAGGCCGCUGUAGCCCUGUCCCGGGGCUGUCGAGCAGCCCGUCCGGAUCUCCGCUUCACGGAAAACUGAACAGUCAAGACACUUACAACAAUUUCACCAACAAUAAUACCGGCAACCCUCGCCUUUCCCCGCUUCCAAGCCUGACCGUGGUGGUGCCUCUCGCGCAAAUCAAGCAGCCCAUGACUUUAGGAACCAUCACCAAGCGCACGGGCAAAAGCAAGCCGGCUCCGCAAAUCUCACCCAGCAAAUCGGCGGGAGGCGAAUUCUGCGUCGCUGCCGUCUUCGGGUCGUCGAGGUCUUGGUUUGCAAGCAACCCUGGCCUUAAAAGAGAGAAAGAUCAGUCCAAGCAGUUUGUCGUGGAGUCUCUGUACAUCAUCAGCUGCUACGGGACCUUGGUGGAGCACGUGCUUGAGCCUCGGCCUCUCAGCACCGCCACGAAGAUCAGUGACGACACCCCGCUGGAGAUGGUGACUUGCCCGAGGGCGAGCUGGACGCUUGUCAGGACUCCCCAGUGGAAUGAACUGCAGCCGCCCUUUAACUUGAACCAUCCUCUGCUCCUGGCUGCUGAUUCGGUGCAGUGCUACCAGUAUCUGCUCGUGGGCUUGGUUCCACUAGGAAGUCCAGGACCCAUCACUCGGCACGAAUCCUACGACAGUUUAGCGUCUGAUCACAGCGGGCAGGAAGAUGAAGAAUGGCUUUCUCAGGUUGAAAUUGUGACUCACACCGGGCCUCACCGGCGCCUGUGGAUGGGACCCCAGUUCCACUUCAAGACCAUCCACCCCUCCGGCCAAACGACGGUUAUUUCCUCCAGUUCCUCCGUUCUCCAGUCUCACGGCCCGAACGACACCCCGCAGCCUCUGCUGGAUUUUGAUACUGACGACCUGGAUCUCAACAGUCUCAGGAUCCAGCCCGUUCGCUCCGAACCCGUUAGCAUGCCGGGGUCAUCGCGCCCAACGUCUGACCGCCGGGGAAUUUCUACCGCGGCUGAUGCUACCUCAGGUACCUUCGACCGGAGCAUGACCCUGCUGGAGGUCUGCGGGAGCUGGCCCGAAAGUUUCGGGCUCCGUCACUUGUCUUCCAUCGAACAAACCGACGAGGGCCUCCGGGAACGGCUGGCCGACGCCAUGUCCGAGUCGCCCGGUCGGGACAUAGUGGGAUCUGGAACAGAGCUUCAGCGAGAAGGAAGCAUCGAGACACUCAGUAACAGCUCAGGCUCCACCAGCGGCAGCAUUCCACGGACCUUCGACGGUUACCGGUCACCUCUCCCGACCAAUGAGAGCCAGCCACUGAGCCUCUUCCCGACUGGCUUCCCUUAAAUGGUUUCUGACGUUCCCGGAGAGAAAUCUGACGGGCCGACGGGGCCGACGCUCCACGUGGACUCUCGAUGCGCAUUUAUCCCAAUGGUUGGUUCCGAAGACGGUUCAACACAACAAAUAUUGACGCUUGUCCUUCUGGAACUCUUAUGAACAAAAUGCUGAAUUUGCUCUACCGUGCAAUAUAAAUGGGGACAUUUUUCUCUUUUGAUCCUAAUGGCUUUCUAGCAACCCACACCCCACCCCACCCCUCCAUGAAUACGGGGAAACGGCUGCUUAAAGAAGGAUUUUAAACAUGUUUGGGUCCUUUUUACCAUAACCGGAUUUUACUGCCACCCCGAGCCGAGACCUGGGGCACGUCUACACUAUGCCUUAUCCCAGGGAUAGCCCCAGGGUCAUCCACAUGAUGCACAAGGGAUCCCGGGAGCAGGGAGGGAUGAUGCCUCCAUUUCACAGGGAUAACCGGAACAGCUUUUAUCCCAACUUUUCCCGCGGUCUCGGGAUAGUCCCGAGACCGCGGGAGGUGUGGGUGGCCAUCCCGGUUUCGUCCCGGCUUCUCGAAUAAACGCGAGGAGCCAGGA